AUGGAAUCGUCCUCAGAUGCGGCGGAGAAAGCGGAGAAAGAGUCUGAGGAGGAAGAAGCGAUGGCUGAGUGGUACGGGGAGGUGCGGCAGCACAGUCCAGGCGCGCCGCUCAUCCUGUGUGGAUGCGCGGCCGACCAGCGCGGGGACGUCGACACCCUGGCCCGCCUCGCCCGGCGCCGCCGCGCCCCCGUCUCCUCGGAGCAGGCGCUGCAGGUGAGCCGGCAGCUGGGCGCGGCCACCUACGUGGAGACGUCGUCGCGGACGGCCGGGCGCGCGGUGCGGGACGCCUUCGAGGUGGCGGCGCUGGCGGCGCUCGGCAAGCUCAACUCGGCGCCGGCUGUGGGCGCCCCCAACGGCGCCACCAACGGCACCAACAACGGCACCAGCGGCGGCGCCAACGGCGGCGGGGGCACCAACGGCGGAGCCAAGGCGCCACACCCGCUCAAGGCCGAGCUCAAGGGGCGCGCGCGCUCGUGCUGCGUCAUCUUUUCUUCCUUCCUAUUUGUGAAACACCUUCCGAGCACGCUGUUGGGAUUUCAUGGUUCAGCAUUGCAGCUUCCGAAUGGAGAAGAGACACUGAAUCAGUGUGGGAAGUUCGUGCCUCCAGUUUUACUAACCUUCCCUACUCCUCGAAUAAUGUGGGAACUUCGCGAUUCCAGCAUCCCAACUGCUGCAAUACACAGAACGCUGAAACAGUGUGGAAAGUUCGUUACUGAAGGUUUACGUGCUAUUCGUGAAGAAUCAUUCAAGCAGCACUUUUGGAAUACCCUCCGAGCAGUACUGCUGGGAUCUCCUGGUUCAGCUUUGCAGCAGCCAAGUGAAAUAGACAACCUUGAAUCCAAUGGGAAGAUCGUGACUCCAGCUUUGGAUGACCAUUUUCGGUUAACCAUGGGAAGUUUCCCAUAUCAUUGCAGUGGAAAAUCCAGAAGACUACUUCGAGGAUCAGAUUUGUGGGAAGUUCGUAGAUUCACUACCAUCUUUACCAGUGGAACAUCAAUUCUAGAGUGCUGUGGGACGUUCCCUCUUUCAGAAUUCUCUGUGCCGAUUUGCGUAAAGAACAUUGGAGAUUAG
Messenger RNA from Gryllus bimaculatus (two-spotted cricket), 1071 nucleotides. Lineage: Eukaryota; Metazoa; Arthropoda; Insecta; Orthoptera; Gryllidae. The record is from the annotation of a GenBank genome assembly.